CACGCCGUGAUGAGCUGGAAAGCUCCUAUUGCUUGCCAUUUGGUGCUGCAUCCCACUCGCCGACGACAACAGUGUACAUGUGUAUUAUUCUUGGUUAUGCGCUGCCUUUCAUCUGAUCUCUGAGCGCAAGCAAAUACUGCGAUCAUGGAGGCAUUGUCGAGGCAGGAAUAUCCUGCUAUGUUGGAGCGACUAUCUCCACAGGGAGCUGUCCAGAAACUUAAUGAGCGCGUGAAGAAGAUCGGGAAAGUCAACUCGGAGAUCGCGGACUGGCUGCAGGAACGCCGGAAGGUCGAGGAUCAAUACGUAGCUGGUCUGAGGAAACUCGCACGCAAGCCGUUGCAAGAAACUGGGCAGGAUCUGGGGAUAUUUGACGGGCCAUGGAAGAAGCUUAUUGCAGCCAUCGAGGAUAUUGCCCAGUCGCAUGCUUUGCUAUCGGAGCGGAUAGAGAAAGAUGUCGAACACCCUUUGCGAACGUUUGCGACAACCAACCGCGAGAUGUCAGCGAUGACAACAAUACAUGGGAAUCUGUCUUCCUUGGCCAGGGAACUUGAAGAUGCACAAGAAAAGUCCGACAAGUUGAACAAAAAGGGAGGCAAAGCGAGCGCGCUGAAAGUGGAUGCAGCAUCGUCAAGGCUGAACUCUGCCACCUCAGCAUGGGAUUCCCAAGCACCUUUUAUAUACGAGACUCUUCAAGCCCUGGACGAAAGGCGACUGAACCAUCUCCGGGAUGUACUUACCCAAUAUGAGACCCAUGAAGCGGAUGUAAUUGAACAAAACCGAAAGACUAUUGAGCAAACCCUCAGAUCAUUAUUGGAGAUCGACACCGCGCAGGAGAUAAAGAACUGGUCUCAAGCCAGCAUUGCAGGAAAGCCGCUGAAUGAGCGAAGGACAAGGCAACCGUCAAAUGCGGGCAGUGGAAGCGGUGGAGCAGCCAGUUUGGCUCCCCCGCAGACGCCUCGAUCUAAUACCGACAAUCAAAGCGAGCAUUCAAACGUAAAUGAAAAAGGAGAGUCCAAAAUUUCGAGGCGCUUUGGAACCAUGCUUGGAAAGCGCCGUCAGAGCAUGGUAGGCGCCUUUGGACGAAAUCCAUCACCAAAUAAGGGCUUUCAACCGUUUGGCCGAAGCCCUGCAAGUAGGGAUGGACCCUCUCCGCAAGCUUCGAUGGGCAAUCUUAAUGAUUCUCCUUCGCGGGACAAUCGACUUUCAUCCUUAGCUGAAUCUCCUCCACCGCAGAGUCCGACCUCACAAACCAACGGAAAUGCUGGUGCAGUAAACGCGGACUCGGCUUUUAUUGCAGAUGCGGUGCCGACAGGUUCGUCUUCUCGCACAACAAAUGGUACAACAGGUGCAGCUCUAUUCGGAGACUUGUCAGACGUUCAGCCGCCGCCUGGGCCACCACCCUCUCAUUUGAAGCCUGCUUCUGAAGCGCAAAAAGAUUCGGAAGGUUACACUGUGCCAGCAGCAAUGAAUGACCCAAUAUCCCAAGCAGAGCAUGAUGCAGCACAGGAAAACGAGCAACAACAAUUUAAGCUGGAUAUUCGGAAAGAACCGAUUCCAGAGCAAGAUGCAGAUGCCCAGGCGGCACUGUCAAAUGUCGCAAAUACCUUACGAUCCCAACAGGCGUCAACUCUGAAUCGAAAAGCUGGGACUGUGAGGGGAAGGCGAGAUGUCCGAAACACGAUGUAUGUGCCGCCAGCGAACUCACUUGACGUUAGCACACCGGAGAACAUGCCACCUCCAUCACCAGGCAUUGCAACCGGAAGGGCAGCUGCUCUUGCAGCGUUGUCAUCCAAUGACCAGAAUGCUCCUACCGGGUCUGAUACGACCUCGAUUCGCUCUGGCCACUCGUUGACAAACCACGUGGUGGCCAAACACGCUGAUAUGCACCAACCGGGACUGAAUGCAUCCAUCAUCGAGACCGUGAGCGCAACAUUAGAGAAUGGAGAGGUCAAAACAGCGAAAAUUGGUGGUGAGAUUGCUCUGGCCUACAACAAGGUUGAGGCCGACGAUUCCUCAACUGAAGGCACCAUCCGAAUCAAUAACUUUCCAAACCUUGAAGCCAUUGGCCCCAAUAGGACGUUCAUUCAUCCAGUCAUCGGAGACAAGCCAGAUGAGUUCACGGUCGACCUCGUAACCAUAUCAAAACCAUCCAUGGCAUUCACAUAUAGAGUUCAUAUCGAUGACGAAAAUGCUACCACCGUUGGUCCCUUACUUCUCAAAGUCGCUUGGAAACAUCAAGGCGACAAGCUCGGUUUGGUGGCAGAGUAUAGUCUGAACCCAGCAUAUAGCACAGAGCCGGUAACCUGCCACGGUCUAGUCUUGGUCGCCUUUUACGAGGGGCCGAGAGCUGUUGGGUGCCAGACUAAGCCAACCGGUACUCACCUCAAAGAAAAGUCACUUGCCUAUUGGCGGAUCGGCGAUGUGACUCUUACAAAUGAGUGGCACAAAGUAAUCUGUAGAUUCCUGGGCUCAGAAGGCGCAUGUCCGGAACCUGGUCACAUUGAAGCACGAUGGGAGAUUCAUGGCUCUGCAGCAAAACCGCUUGGAAGUGGUAUCAGCUUGUCGAGACUGGAGCCCAGCAAGGGCAAGGAGAAGGAAGAAGAUGAUCCAUUUGCGGACGAGUCAAUUGCGAGCCCCACCACAGUCUCACCGGCAGGAAACUGGGUCGAAAUUGCAACGAGCAAGAAAUUUGUCAGUGGCAAGUAUGAGGCAAGAGAGCCGGUUUCACUGUAGGAUUCGAGCAUCAGUUUGUGCGAUACCGGUAGCUACUAUAAUUCCAAUUUGUACAGAUCAGCAAGAG
Hyaloscypha bicolor E is the source of this 2800-nucleotide messenger RNA. RefSeq lists its product as uncharacterized. The transcript has 6 exons. Gene Ontology annotation, cellular component: cell division site; cytoplasm; endocytic vesicle. The record is from RefSeq and is a predicted model, not a curated record. NCBI's taxonomy places the organism in Eukaryota, Fungi, Ascomycota, Leotiomycetes, Helotiales, Hyaloscyphaceae. Gene Ontology annotation, biological process: septin cytoskeleton organization. Bases 145 to 2733 code for a protein of 862 amino acids.